AUGGCUGGCUACAUCGGAGUGCUGCACCCUGUUGCUGAUGCAAGCCUCUCCGCUAUAAUUGCUAUUUAUCUGAGCGGUGCUCUUUGGAUCGGAGGGCUCGUCGUCCGAUACUUCACCCGGCGCCGCAUGGUUGCGUAUAUCGAGAGCGACAUCAAGCACCAUGACUCCACUGAGAUCCGAAUUCAUCAUAAGAAACCACUGUCUCUCUUCCCUGGCUGUUACUUCUAUCUCUCUUAUCCAAGCAACUUUGGGUUUAAAUCUCUACAUUUCAGCAUGUUUGUAAACAGUUUAGCCCUGACGCCUACAAGAGACCCCGGAAAUAAUGAUGGCCAAAUUUCAUUUGUCCUUUCGCAUAGGGACUCUAAAGCACGGCUUUUGCGAUUUCCUGUUGGUCAGCAAAUUCUUCUAGACGGGCCUUAUGGACAAGAUAUUGAUGCUACAGCUUGUACGACGAUGGUGCUUGUAGCUCAAGGUGCUGGGAUUGUCGGCGUUCUUGCCUUCGUAUGCCGUCAGGUGGAACGAUUUAAAAGUAAGAGUGACCGAAAAGAGAAGCUUAGAGUGGAUGUCCUUUGGGUACUCGAUCAUUACAUCCAGCAGGAUUUAGUCGGAAGUCAACUCAGAGAGCUGCAAGAGUUGGAUCAUUGCAGUAACACUGUCGUAUGGCUUCUUUACCCGCCACAUACGAACGACGCAGCUAUAAAGCUGCCAUUCAAGGCGAAUGACAACUACUGGGCUUGGUACAAAACAGAUGAUUAUCUAGCCUAUCUUAGAAGCUUGAUGCAAGACUGUCCGUCUGAAAAUUGUAUUGUGAUAGCCUGUGGGGAUCCAAAAUUCAGCGCUACCGUGCGCAGGGAAAUAGCAGCCAAGGUGGAGCCAGCCCUGCGAUUUGCUGAGGUGUCUUAUCGGCCUAGACAACCAUCAAUUCGUCGGCCCUCGGAUGAAGAAGCGGACUUGGCUUCAGACAGAAGAUCUGCUUUGACCCAUACCAAGCGAAAUCCGACCGCUAAUGGCAGCAAGCACCGUCUCGCCGCAGCAAAAAAAGUCUUUGGAAAACAAUAUUUCUGGACAGUACGACUGUAUUGCCCCAGAGAUAAAAAUGACCCCCUUAUGCGUAUACAGACACAAGGAUUCUUUCACCAGACGCCGCUGUCAGAUGGAGAAAUCUACUGGCUGUUACGCUGUUACAAUUAUCGUUGUGGACAGGACACCGACCCCCCCUGGACCCAGCUGUCACCAAGCAAAGAGAAGAACCUACAUAUGCUCACACGGAUUACAACCGAUAGGGGCAUCACGCUUUACAAGCAUCAAGGCAUUCUAUACGCGCUAGACUCAGUCAUAUCACUUUUUGCUCUACGAAAUGGGCUGCGGCUCGGUAACUGGCAUAAAAUUCUUAGAUUGAGGUGCCCUGAACCAGUGAUACACUACCUGAAUCGUAUGCGUCGUCAAUGGAUAGCAAUAGCUCAGAAUGUGCCUGGCUUCUGCGCAGAGCCCAGCGAUAUCCAAAUACUUGAAUUCCUCGCUCCUUCGAUUCCUGGUGAUCGAAGUAAGAUUCGGCAUUUGAUGCAAGAGAACCUUUUGUUUCCUACGAUCACCGACCGUGCUUCGCGAGAAGUUACUCUCCAAAACAUCCUCUCAGUGGAAGGCAUUAUCACGAGUAUGAAGACAUUCCACACAAACAUGAACUACUUUGAAAUCGCGGUAGACGUUUUAAGACAGCAUAUCAUGCAGGAAGGGGAGGAAGCGAAGCACUCAACGCUUUUCCAGAACUUGUCUGCCCACUGGGAUCACACCAAAGCCGUCGUGGAGUAUAAAGAAGGACACUUUCGCCAACUGACUACUACCAACUUCAAAACAGCUGUAGUGCAACUAUUUUUGUUCGUGCUAAGGCAUUUCCCAUAUUUAUCAAAUGCGCAGCCACUGCAGGACGGACGAGGAGUGAGGGCCGUAGCUGCUGCAGCCGAUGAGUAUUUUCUCUAUCGAUUAUACACCUUAGCCAGCCGGUUGGGGUUUUCUACUACCAAGAUCCGUCAAGGAAUCAGAAAGAGGAAAUCACAAUACUGGCCUCGAAGGUAUGUAGUCAAUGAGCAUCAUCGGAGAUGGAGAGGUGGAAAGCCGCCUAUGAGAGCCUUCCUUGACCUGGAGACGCAAGCCUUUCUGCCUGCUAUAACGCAAGCCGAAAUAGACAAGGAUACGCCAUUAUUCGUGCAAGCUGACUUCAUCAGCGCAUUUUUUGGUAAGGUAGUCUAUCACCUAGAGGAAGAGAUUUUAUCCGAUCAUGAUUCUCCUCCUCCUUCUUCCAACAACUCUUGGUAUACUGGGGUCACCGACCAAUCCUGGUCCCCAACAAAUGCCUCGAAGCAUCAAGAGGAGAGAAUCUCAUCCAAAGCUCAAGAGCGAUAUCAGGACGAAGUGUCAUAUCCAGAUCUCCGAAACAUAUCCAAUGGCCAAGACUUAGUUUCAUAUCCGACACUGCCAGAUGUAACAGAUUGCCAAACUUCAGUUCUAGGAUUUAAAGGUGACCAGAACCAAGGUCCGUACAGUCCACCGCACCCCAUUCCUGGACGUUCCUUACUUCAAGAUCCCGGAAGUCAAAAAAAGUCAAAUUCUGCCAGACAGUCGUUAGGACAUUUAAGUACAACUCACCCUGCCCACUCUCUUUUCAUCACGAAUGGGCACGAUGCUCCACUUAUCACUGUUCCCUUCCCUCUACCUCCUACUGCUCCAAUCCUCCCUCCAGGUACCACUUCCACUUCCUCUAUCAUAACUACUCCUCCACCUACUACAGCUCCUAUUCCUCCAUCUAAUAUUACUUCUACUCCUCCUCGACCUCCUACUGCUCCAAUCCUCCCUCCAGGUACCACUUCCACUUCCUCUAUCAUAACUACUCCUCCACCUACUACAGCUCCUAUUCCUCCAUCUAAUAUUACUUCUACUCCUCCUCGACCUCCUACUGCUCCAAUCCUCCCUCCAGGUGCCACUUCCACUUCCUCUAUCAUAACUACUCCUCCACCCACUGCGGCUCCUGUUCCUCCCAAUCCUACUGCUUCUAUUGCCCCAUCAACUGUCUCUCCAACUCACUCCGCUACCACUACUCCUGCUCAGCCCAUAGGCUUUAUCCGUAAUCAUCCUAAUGCUCCGGAUCAUGCUUCCUGUUCGCCUCGGCCUGCAACGUCGCCCUCGGUGGUGGUUGAUCCGCAUCCUCUAAGCACACUUGCUCGGCCUUCUCGCAACCCGGCCCCCGAAUACAUUUCUCCAAGGAUUUCCGCUCCUACUCGCCCCCCUAUUCCUCCUCUGAGUGGCGCUAUGGCAGAUUCCCCCUCGAACAGCUCGUCAAGUUCUACUUACAGCAUUUCCCAUCAGUCAUCUCAUGACGAUGGUAUCCAGACCAGACCUGAAAUAAGAAAUGCUCCGAGGUUUCGGACUAGAGUUCCACCAACAGUGCCAUCAAAACGACCCUCACCAGAGGUUGAAGAACGAGAUGACCGACGAACUCGUCCACACUACAAUGAACAGCCUCCAACCGGCCCGCCACGGCCUCCAGAGCUCAAUGCAGUAUCCGCCAAUAGCUCUAAGACACCACACAACCAGGCACUGGGCAACCCCCUGUUGUCCGGGCUUCCCAGUGCCGGACCAGCUGCACAAAUGAUCCCCGACUUUUCCGACGGGAGACCCUCUGGUGUAUCUAACACAGGGACUCAUAAUGCAGGCAUGACGCAAGGUAGAAAUCUAACGGCCAGGAGAAUGUCAAAGACAGGUUCUACACACACCGCUGAUAUCGAACGGGGGAGGUCUCAAGGAUCCUAUCGAAGAAAGAACUGGUAUAUGCAGAAGCAAAAGCUUUCAUGGCAGCGACAUUUCCAGCAGGGUGCAGAAAACACCAGCCCAACCUCUAGAGAUGCGUUUUUGGCUGAGCAAGGUCAGCUCUUCGAUGACUUCUACGCUAAGCAGCAGAGAACACCAUCAAAAGAUGCAUUUCUUGAAGAACAGCAAGCUGUUUUUGAGCAAUUUCGAAACUUUCGCCCAACCGAGCCACAUGAAGGACACGACAUUGAACUUCCUGAUCGGCCCAAUUCGGCGGAAGAAUUUAUGAGCUGUCAGGAAGAGCUUUACCAAAGAUAUCCCGGUAGGCAUCCAAAGCUACUUCCAACGCAUAGUUCCAGCAGCAGCGGAUCUUCAGCUGCGCCUCCAAAAGAACACCAGACGCCGAUCAAUCCAUGGGAAUAUCGCGAGUCACAGCAAUUCUAA
Molecule: messenger RNA, 4245 nt
Organism: Thyridium curvatum
Lineage: Eukaryota; Fungi; Ascomycota; Sordariomycetes; Thyridiales; Thyridiaceae
Exons: 5
Coding region: 1-4245 (1414 amino acids)
Biological process (GO): iron ion transport; copper ion import; intracellular iron ion homeostasis
Cellular component (GO): plasma membrane
Molecular function (GO): ferric-chelate reductase activity
Source: RefSeq, a predicted model, not a curated record